Molecule: messenger RNA, 1004 nt
Organism: Tinamus guttatus (white-throated tinamou)
Lineage: Eukaryota; Metazoa; Chordata; Aves; Tinamiformes; Tinamidae
Source: RefSeq, a predicted model, not a curated record
AUGAAACCUCCGUGCUGGCUGUCAGACCUCUGCUCCCCCUGUCCCCAAAACCAGCAUGGGUCUGUGCCAGGCCAAGCGAAGGGGGCAGGAGGGAGGGCCGCAGGUAGCUCCGCUCCCAAAGGCUCAAGAGAACCGGCCGCUCCGCAGAGGGGAGCCGCUGCCUGUGGAGGCCUAGCGGGAGAGCUGGUCUACCCACCUGCAUACCCAUGUACCUGCCUGCCUGCCCGCCCGUCUGGGAGAGUGGGAUUCGCAGCUCGCAGGCUUCACAAUGAGGAUGACUCUCCAGAGUCCUCAGCAGCUGAACAACCUUCCACUUCUACAGAGCCUGCGCAGACCCCCCAGACAGCAGCCGUCUCUGAAGCAGACACUUCCCCUCCACCCUACUGCAGCAUAGCUGUAGAAGCAGCAGCAACCUCAGAAACACAGAAUGGAUUUUAUCCUGUACCACCUCCCUACAGUGUAGCUACCUCUCUUCCUACUUACGAUGAAGCAGAGAAGGCCAAAGCUGCAGCAAUGGCAGCUGCUGCAGCAGAAGUUGCCCAACGACACGCCCAGUUUAGGGAGUCUAGGAGUCUGUUUGAUGAAAUAUUCCUCAGUCCUUCAGAGGAAGAAGAGUAUCCACCACGGGAUGAUUUCAGUGAUGCAGAUCAGCUUAGAGUGGGCAAUGAUGGCAUCUUCAUGUUGGCAUUUUUCAUGGCAUUUAUUUUCAACUGGAUUGGAUUUUGUUUAUCCUUCUGUAUAACAAAUACCAUAGCUGGAAGAUAUGGUGCAAUCUGUGGAUUUGGUCUCUCACUGAUCAAAUGGAUUUUCAUUGUACGGUUCUCAGAUUACUUUACUGGAUAUUUCAAUGGACAGUACUGGCUUUGGUGGAUAUUUCUUGUACUUGGACUCCUGCUGUUCUUUCGAGGAUUUGUCAAUUAUCUUAAAGUCAGAAAUAUGUCUGAAAGCAUGGCAGCUGCUCAUAGGACAAGAUUUUUUUUCUUGUACUAAGACUGCAUCGAACA